Bombus impatiens (common eastern bumble bee) is the source of this 1210-nucleotide messenger RNA. RefSeq names its product coiled-coil domain-containing protein 130 homolog. The transcript is spliced from 5 exons. Lineage: Eukaryota; Metazoa; Arthropoda; Insecta; Hymenoptera; Apidae. Gene Ontology annotation, cellular component: U2-type spliceosomal complex; post-mRNA release spliceosomal complex. The record is from RefSeq and is a predicted model, not a curated record. Gene Ontology annotation, biological process: mRNA splicing, via spliceosome. Bases 202 to 1146 code for a protein of 314 amino acids.
GUCUAAAUGUGUUAUUAAGUUGCCUAACCUGUUUUAUCGUAAAUUGUUCUCAGGUUUACUGUAACGUAAGAGGUACUGUGAGGUACUUUUAUGUCAGAGUUUUUCUUCAGGCAAAAGUGUUAUAUAAAUAAACAAAAGUUAUAUAAAUAAUUCGUUUUAUUUUUGUCCUGAAAACACAUUAGAAAUCAAGAUAUUCGAACAAUGGGAGAACGUAAGGGAACAAAUUUAUACUAUCCACCUGAUUACGAUCCCCGUGUUGGUGGUCUUAACAAAUUUCUUGGUACUCAUGCACUACGUGAAAGAGCACGUAAAUUACACAUGGGCAUUCUUAUUGUCAGAUUUGAAAUGCCAUAUAAUAUAUGGUGUGAUGGUUGUGGCAAUCAUGUAGGAAUGGGUGUUCGUUACAAUGCAGAGAAAAAAAAAAUUGGAAUGUAUUACAGUACACCAUUGUAUCAAUUUCGCAUGAAAUGUCAUCUCUGUGACAAUCAUUUUGAAAUAAAGACUGAUCCAGCAAAUUUAGAUUAUGUAAUUGUGAGUGGUGCAAAACGCCAAGAAAAUCGCUGGGAUCCUAAAGAAAAUGAACAGGUGGUACCAGAAACAAAAGAAGUAUCUUGCAGACUAUAUGAUGAUGCUAUGUACAAGUUGGAACAUGGUAUAGAAGAUAAGAAAAUAGCAAAAUCAAAAGAUUCUUCCUUGGAAAAUGCAAUAGCAUUAAAUAAUGCUACAUGGAAGGAUGAUUACUCUUCAAAUUGUGCAUUACGCUCCGCAUUUAGAACACGAAAAAACGAGUUACAGAAGAAACAAAGUUUGGAUCAAGUGUUGCUUAAAAAAAGUGGAUUGAAUAUUGACUUAGUUAAUGAACACGAAGAUGAUAUAAGGUUAGCCAAAUUACUGAUGCAUAAAAGAGAUACAAAAAAGAAUGGGCACAACCCCUUGAAACGAUUGAUUACUAUUGUAAGGUCUAGAGAUAAACUAAAACAUUCGUCACAUUCUGUAUUAAGCAAUAACACUAAAAAUCAAACAGAUCAAACACAUAAACUUCCUAAGCUUACUCAACAAGAACCUUCGAGUUCAAAAACAACUACUAAUACGUUAAGUAUAUCGUUAGUCACUUAUGAUAGUUCUGAUACAGAUAAUGAUUCAUAACACAGAUAUUUGUAAUAAAAAUACGUAUAUAUGUAACAAAUAUAAUUUAUAAUGUUAUUUAGUA